UCAUUUUAUUUAGUAUUUUUUUUAAAAGUAUUAACAUAUCAAAUAGUUCGUUUUUUAUUAUUUCUAUAAAAAUUAAUCACAGUUAUUAAAAUGACUAGAAAUCAAAUAGGAUGUUUAUGGAGAGAUCAAAUUGUUGGUGAACAAUUAGAAAUAGGUUUCAUUAACAAUCUUGAAGUUACUGAAAAGAAAAAAAAUUAUACAGACAUGGAUAACCCUAAUUAUAUUCCCAAAGAAAAUGAAAAAAAAAGAAAAUUGUACACUGCUAAUGAGUCAUUAAUGGAUCAAUCUAAUUUAAAUAGUUUCCAUGAUAAAAAGAGAAAAAUUAAUCAAUGUAAAGAAUUAAGUAGAAUAAGAUGUAGCAUUGAUAAUAAACUAAAACCAAGGAUAUUACCUCUAAUUGAAUGUGAGAAUAAGACUAUUGACCAAUUUUUAGAUGAAUUGUGCAAAAAUUUACAUGAAACAAAUAAGACAUUAAUGUCAUCAUUACUAUCAAAAAUUGAAAAAAAUCUAUUAUUAGAAAAGUAUGAAAAGACACGUUUAAUUGAAGCUAAUGGUGGCCAGUUAAUAAAGAAUGGCGGAAGAAGACGAACAUCAGGUGGAAUUUUCUUUAACCUCAUUAAAGAAGAUUCUAGUAUUCCAAAGUUAGCAAAAAAAGAAUUAUUUGGUUGUCAGGAUGAAGAAUUAAAAAAAAAGAAAAAAAGAGAAAAAGUUAAAAGGAAAAUUAAGAAACUUAAACUACAAAAAUUAAAUGCUAAAAAUACAGUAGAAGAAAAUGUGAAUAUUUCAAAUGGUGACACUUUUGGCGUGCAAAAUAAUACAUUUAAUUUUGAACAUUCUGAUUUAUAAAUUUUAUAUUGUGUGUUGUAUAGCAACACACAUAAAUAAAUUUAAAUAUUUCAAUACUUUA
Messenger RNA from Daktulosphaira vitifoliae (grape phylloxera), 907 nucleotides. RefSeq names its product phosphorylated adapter RNA export protein (gene Phax). The coding region runs from base 91 to 846 and encodes 251 amino acids. The transcript has 6 exons. Gene Ontology annotation, cellular component: nucleus. The record is from RefSeq and is a predicted model, not a curated record. Gene Ontology annotation, biological process: snRNA export from nucleus. Lineage: Eukaryota; Metazoa; Arthropoda; Insecta; Hemiptera; Phylloxeridae.